UUCAGAUUGAAGUUGUUACUUGAUCAAAAAAAUGCCGACAAAAAAGGUAGUGAAAAAGCAGGAGGAGCCUGUUUUCCUGGGACCCCAGGUGGCCGAGGGUGAGAACGUGUUCGGAGUAGCUCACAUAUUUGCCAGUUUCAAUGACACGUUCGUCCACGUGACCGACAUGUCUGGUCGGGAGACGUUCGCUCGGGUGACGGGAGGAAUGAAAGUCAAAGCUGACAGAGAUGAAGCGUCACCAUACGCUGCUAUGUUGGCAGCCCAAGACGUAGCGGUCAUGAUCAAAGAGAGAGGUAUUACAGCAGUUCACGUGAAGAUUAGGGCUACUGGUGGUGUCAGGACGAAGACACCUGGACCAGGGGCCCAAAGUGCUCUAAGAGCUCUCGCCAGAUCCGGUAUCAAAAUCGGAAGAAUUGAGGAUGUCACACCUAUCCCCACUGAUUCUACCAGGAGAAAGAAUGGACGAAGAGGACGACGACUGUAAUGCAACAGACGGCUGUAGUCAAAGAGUUGAACUGAAACCAAUGAUUUAUUGUCUUGUCGUUUAUUCUAAGUCAAUUGCAUUGCUAAGUCAAUUCAAUCUCUCCUGACA
Molecule: messenger RNA, 592 nt
Organism: Symsagittifera roscoffensis
Lineage: Eukaryota; Metazoa; Xenacoelomorpha; Acoela; Convolutidae
Product: small ribosomal subunit protein uS11-like
Exons: 2
Coding region: 32-484 (150 amino acids)
Biological process (GO): translation; ribosomal small subunit assembly
Cellular component (GO): ribosome; cytosolic small ribosomal subunit
Molecular function (GO): structural constituent of ribosome
Source: RefSeq, a predicted model, not a curated record